Molecule: messenger RNA, 801 nt
Organism: Paramecium pentaurelia
Lineage: Eukaryota; Ciliophora; Oligohymenophorea; Peniculida; Parameciidae
Source: the annotation of a GenBank genome assembly
AUGUUUAAUUAAACAAUGACUCAGAAGUUGAACCCAGAUUAAACUUAUCAGCAGAACAAUAAAUAAAAUAAUUUAAAUCCAAUCCUUUAAUUUAAUGAAUAAAGAUAAAUGCUGAUAAUGCUGAAUAUUGAUGUAAAUUGGCUUAAAAUUUAAGCAUUUUGUUGUAAAACAAGAGGACAGUUUCAGGAUAAAUUAUAGACUGAUUUAACAAUGCGAAAUCUCUCUAUUAAGAAUUCUAUUUAAAAUUGGUGCAAGGGAAAAAAUACUGGUGAAGAGUUAAAAGCACCAAUAUGCAAAUUACCAUCCUAACAUGCACAAAAUUAAUAAUUAAAUUAGAAGUUCUAAUAAUAAAAAUCAGUUGAAUUACCCAUACUCAAACCUAUCUCUUUUGCAUUUACUGAAAUAUAAAAGAAAUAUAAAUAAAUUAAUAGAUCUAAAAAAUAAAAAACACCUCUGCAUUUGUCUGCUGUAUAAUGUCCAAUAAAUACUGUAGAAUUCAAAAAGCCUGAAUUCAAUAAAUCGAUUAAUUCUAGGUUGCAUUCUAAUAAAUUUAAAACAGUCAUUGAAAUUAAAGUUGUAUAAGAUAAUAAGUAUUUUAUGAUUUCAGAUUAAGGAAGGGAAAUAAAUAAUAUAUAAACUUAAUAAAAAGUUAAAGAUUAAGUAGAAACAUUAUAUUCAUAAUUUUUUGGAAGUAUUAAUAGAAAAAGAGCUGUUACUAUUUGCAAUGGGCAAACAAAUGAAAUUGAUUUUGAAUAUAAAUCGACAAAUUUGGAGAAUAAAAUAAAAAUACAUAAAUUUUGA